This is a messenger RNA of Trifolium pratense (red clover), 1143 nucleotides long. RefSeq names its product chaperone protein dnaJ 8, chloroplastic. Lineage: Eukaryota; Viridiplantae; Streptophyta; Magnoliopsida; Fabales; Fabaceae. The transcript is spliced from 3 exons. The record is from RefSeq and is a predicted model, not a curated record. The coding region runs from base 491 to 934 and encodes 147 amino acids.
AAUUUUUUUUAGCAAAUAAUUAUUCUUUUUUCUAUAUAUAUAAAUCUCUUUCUUUCAUUUCCUCUAUUCCAAGCAUAUUCUUUGAUUUGAUCCAUUCUAUUAUUAUGUUCUUCAACCUUUUCUUAAAAAAAUAAUAAUUCAAAAAAGAAAUCUAAACCCAUUAUUUAUAAUAGUGUUUGGACAGAUUCCCCAUCAAAAUCAUAAUCAACUUGCCGUGCCCAUUGUUCCAAUUCAAAACAAUAUCUUCGUUCCUUAAUAAAACCACAUCAAAGUUUUGUUCUUUACAACACAACCUUUUCUGGGUCAUUGUGAAUUUGUGUUACAUGUGUUAAAGUUUGGUUCUUUACAACAAAAUCUUAUCUGGGUCAUUGAGAAUUUGUGUUAAUAUUUCAAAGUUUGGAUCUUUAUUACCAAAGAUUUUCUGGGUCAUUUUGAAUUUGUGUAAGAAAUUUUGGGUUUUUGAGAUUUUUGUGAUUCUAAUUGAUUAACAAUGGCUGCUGCUACUAGUGUUGGUGUUGUUGGUGGUAAUGGAUCUUGUGUUUCUUGGAUGCAAUUUGGAAGAAAUGAAAAGAAACAAAAUAAGAUGAACAAAUUUAGGGUUUCUUGCUCUAAUUCUGCUUCUGUUAUGGAUCCUUAUAAGACAUUGAGAGUUGAACCAGGUGCUUCUGAAUCUGAUGUUAGGAAAGCUUUUAGAAAGCUUGCUUUGCAGUACCAUCCAGAUGUGUGCAGAGGAAGAGAUUGUGGUGUGCAGUUUCACCUAAUCAAUGAGGCUUAUGAUGUUGUGAUGACAAAUUUGAGAGAAGAAGAAACAAAUGCACAAGAAACCUGUGAGACCUAUACCUAUGAAGAACCAGAUUAUGACUUUUGGGAAGAGUGGUCUGGUUGGGAAGGAGCAGGAGGAAUCCGUGAUUACUCUAAUCCUUAUGCAGUGUAAAUUAUUGAUUAGUCUUUGAAUUAUAUAUGUAAAUUAUUAUUAGUUAAAAUGGGUCUACUUAAGACCUACCACUUGUUCCCCACCCAAAAGUGGUAGGUGCUUUUUGUACAUAUGGUCCAAGUUUAAUGUCAAUCUCCUCAACAUAAUUGAAUUUGAGGAUACUUGGCUUUGUUAUUAUUGUUCAACACAAAUAAAAGUUUAUUCCACAA